CGAUGUUGGGCGGUCUUUCAGUGGUGCCUUUUCAAGGCAAGGCGGUAACCAAAUGUCGAUCGUUCUACACUAGCUGUAUAAGGGCGGGAAGACUGACGGAGUAGAAGGUUCGGUUCGCUAUUUGCUACUGUCUAAUCUAGUGCGCUUGCUUACUUUCUUGGAAGUCUACUCUAGUGCGCUGAGCUGCUUCUCCUUCCAAUUCCGCUCGCCCCGGUCCUUGAUCGAAGGUCUGGUAUCCGCACCGACGCGACUACUAAUUCAAAGGCAUGCUCUACCUCGCACCUGACCAGCAAAAUGACGUAUAGUAACGUCAUAGCUGUGACCCGAACCACAGUGCUCAUCAAAGAUGGUAGUGCCUUCUGCAUUGCGCUAAAUGAUAAAGCCUAUUUAUUCCUAUGUCUUUCUUGGUAAAAAACCACCUGCGAUUUCAGAUAAGUCUUUCUGCUUAGAGCAAGAAGCGGAACUAAGGUGACACCUAGAAAAAUGAAGGAAGUCAUUUCUUAUUUUUUUCAUAAGAAUACCGACCUAGCUUCAAUUGCUUCAGUUGGAGCUGCUGUCGGUAUUGGGAUCCUAUUCGUUUUCGCACUCCACAGAUGGAGUGUUCCUUCACUCGCCCAGGAACCCAUUCCCCGUCGCGUCUGGGAAUAUGGCGAAGAGCUCGGCAUUUUUCUUCCAAAUGAGAAUGUCGACUCCUCGAAUGCCAAUCGAUAUCUCGAGGAAAUUGCGCAUGUCCUCGAAUUUCGAUUUUUUGAUCAACAAGCCAUUGAAUCACUUCCAGGGGGGGGGGCACUCCUGGGUGGAGCUUGCGAGGACUGUAAUUUCAAGGACGAUCAGUCCGGAUUUGACCGAUAUCGACAUUCUCGCCUACGCCUAUUGCAUAUUAAUGGAGAAGGGGCAAUCCAAUGAGAUAAUGACAGAAGCCCUGAAAAUCCUGCUGCUAUGGCUGCAAGGGUUAUCCAUUUCAUAGGCGAGGGUGGGGGAGAAGCAAGCCGAACCUCUGAUCGACCCGGACACGUCCAAAAUUCUCGGCGUCGAGAGAAAGACGAGAUUCAGUAAGUAAUUCAGUGAGUGCUUUCUUUUAUAAGAAGAGCGUCGGCUUGGACUUGGAAGAAGAAAAUGAAAUACGAACAACCGCGCUGGUCGUAAUAGAUCGACUUGAAUGCGUCUUCUUGCUCCAGCAUUCAAGUUCCAUUUCAAGGAAGGACGACGUACCAUGAUACUUUCUGUUUUGUCGAGCCCUGCUUUGGUCUCUGGUUUGAUGGUUGUACGUGCUAAAAAUCCGGUACAUUCCGUUUUGUUUCCCAUCCUAGUCUUUUGCGACACUUCUGGUUUACUUAUUUUGUUAGGUCUCGACUUCUCCGCUAUGAUCUUCCCAGUAGUUCAUAUAGGAGCUAUUGCCGUUUCAUUCCUAUUCGUGGUUAUGAUGUUCAAUAUUCAAAUAGCGGAGAUUCACGAAGAAGUAUUGCGCUAUUUACCAGUGAGUGGUAUUAUUGGACUGAUCUUUUGGUGGGAAAUGUUCUUCAUUUUAGAUAAUGAAACCAUUCCAUUACUACCAACCCACAGAAAUACGACCUCUCUGAGAUAUACGGUUUAUGCCGGAAAGGUACGAAGUUGGACUAAUUUGGAAACAUUGGGCAAUUUACUUUAUACCUACUAUUCCGUCUGGUUUUUGGUUUCUAGUCUGAUUUUAUUAGUAGCUAUGAUUGGGGCUAUAGUACUGACUAUGCAUAGGACUACAAAGGUGAAAAGACAGGAUGUAUUCCGACGAAAUGCCUUGGAUUCUAGGAGGACUAUAAUGAGGAGGACGACUAUUCAGAACAGAAGGUGCUUCUCCUCCAAAGCGGAGGGAUCGUCUUCCAAUUCCAAAGAUUCAUUUAAAACCUUUAUUUUCAAAUCUGAUUAUAGGGAUUUCCCUGGUUUGGUUGAUAAUAUCGACGCACUUCUCGAAGUGCUCGAGCCUUGGGAAAUCUUAUUUUUUGUUCACACUUUCCCCAGAGACAUUAUUAUCCUAAGCACCUUGUCACCGCUAGAUAUCAAAAAUCUAAUUGCGGUCGAGGCACCUCUAAUGUAAUCUUUGUCCAGAGGAAGGAGGACUUUCACAGAAAAACAAAAGCUGUAUGCCAAAAAGAGCCAAUGUGAAUUUAGGUUCAAACUAAUUGAGUACCUUGGACAUGUAAUCUCUGAGCAAGGAGUAGCCAAAUAAAAUAGCUUUGAUGAAGAACUGGAAGACACCUAGAACAAUCAGUGAGCUAAGGGGUUUCCUAGGUUUGACUAGGUAUUAUAGGAAAUUAAUCAGUAAAA
Molecule: messenger RNA, 2301 nt
Organism: Setaria italica (foxtail millet)
Lineage: Eukaryota; Viridiplantae; Streptophyta; Magnoliopsida; Poales; Poaceae
Product: NADH-ubiquinone oxidoreductase chain 6
Exons: 1
Coding region: 1160-2071 (303 amino acids)
Molecular function (GO): NADH dehydrogenase (ubiquinone) activity
Source: RefSeq, a predicted model, not a curated record